ACUUUAUCUUUCCACUUCGCUUCUUACUAUAGUUUUCGAUAAGAUACUAAACAAAGUUUAUUAGUAUUUACUCUUGCACUUCGAAAUGUUCCUUGUCGUUCUGUUGAUUUCUAACGCUUUGGGUGUUUCAGCGUUGAACUGUUACACGUGCAAAACAACGGAAAAUGAAAAUGACAAGCGAUGCAUAACGAAUCCAGGAGCUGUAGAGGGGAACGCGAUUACAAAUUGUAACAAGAACUAUUGCACAACGGUUCGCGUUGAAUAUACUGAUCCGAAGGACAGGGUGCAAUCUAUGAGUCGAGAUUGCGUAGACAAACCCAUCUACAGCAAUCAAGUAAUCGAGGACGCUACGUACCGCGUCUACUACACGUCGUGUCGAGCUGAUUUGUGCAACGGAGGCACUGGCAAGGAUAUAUCGAUCGGUGGUGGAAUGAUUCACAGUGAUGGAGUUGCGGUAGUGCUUUACGUACUAGGACUAGAACAAAGUUCCGGAUUGUCAGCCGGUAUAUCGAAUGUAAUGCUUUUCUUAGGCAUAAACACGUUAUUGUUAACACGUUACAUUUUAUUGUGACACAUAUAUAAUGUAAAUAUUGUUAAUAAAUAUCUUUAAUGUA
Molecule: messenger RNA, 614 nt
Organism: Photinus pyralis (common eastern firefly)
Lineage: Eukaryota; Metazoa; Arthropoda; Insecta; Coleoptera; Lampyridae
Exons: 3
Coding region: 86-571 (161 amino acids)
Source: RefSeq, a predicted model, not a curated record